AUGGAGCUAGUGCGGACAUAUGCGCUGCGCUGGGCGAGCAGCAGAAUGGAGCAGGACGGAAGCCUGUUCCUGUCGCACGUGGACAUAGUCUCCAAGUUGGCCGCCUGCGAUUGUGUGGCCUUGCAGCUGCCGUCCGAGCCAAAGCAGCUUGCCUUGGCCGCGCACAGCACCGGUGCUUUAACGAAGGGCAAAGUGGCUAUAGUUUUCUUCACCGAGCUGCAGCCAUUCCAGGCAGCCGAGAUCGCCAGAAGGUUUUUUGGCGACGACUUCUCCGUUGUGGCAGCACCUGAUGAAGGAGAAGAUUGGCGCUUGCUGCCCGAAGUCCCCCUGUCACCCACCGCGCCGCCUCUCAUCGUGGCUGGCCUGCCUGUGUCCAGAGCCGCCGAAGCCGUGAAGCAGCUCCAGGAUGCUGGGCACACCUUGCUUUACGUUGGCGCAGCUGAAAGUGAGGUGAAAGCUGUUGAAGCAGCGAGCAUUCCCAGCGCUUUCGGGCUGUGUGGGUGCCAGGCCGUACAAUCAGCUGCUGAUGUCGUGCUGCUCAGCGAUUUCGUCGGCAGCCUGGCUUUCGCCAAGUGGCGCUGCAGCAUGGCAGUGACAUCUCCAGAAAAAUACGUUCUCUUCAGCCUCUGCCCACGCUGCAGCCCGAUCGUCUGA
Messenger RNA from Symbiodinium sp. CCMP2456, 654 nucleotides. Lineage: Eukaryota; Dinophyceae; Suessiales; Symbiodiniaceae. The record is from the annotation of a GenBank genome assembly.